Messenger RNA from Daldinia vernicosa, 3492 nucleotides. Its product is annotated as cell division control protein 54. Gene Ontology annotation, molecular function: single-stranded DNA helicase activity; single-stranded DNA binding; ATP binding. The record is from RefSeq and is a predicted model, not a curated record. Gene Ontology annotation, cellular component: MCM complex; nucleus. The transcript is spliced from 3 exons. Gene Ontology annotation, biological process: DNA replication; mitotic DNA replication initiation; DNA strand elongation involved in DNA replication. NCBI's taxonomy places the organism in Eukaryota, Fungi, Ascomycota, Sordariomycetes, Xylariales, Hypoxylaceae. Bases 200 to 3262 code for a protein of 1020 amino acids.
CUGCACAACUUCCACUUUACGCGAAAAGUCGCGUCCCACCCCUUUUUGACGCGCUCCCGUGGUUGCCCCGUUUUCAAUUUACGAUUUCUCCUAGGGCGAUUUGUAUAGGCUCAAUCUUCUCAACUACCCACUAUCUCAUAUCUCACCAAGCCGUAAUUUCUAUAAUCAAGUACCGGCUUCUCAUCGUAUAUAACUCAAAAUGUCUUCACCACCUAGCCGUCGUCAGCGGAGUUCGCAGGCCGGCACUCCAAGCCGAAAUACACGAAGUUCUCAAGCCGCUCGUAGCAGUCCUGCCAAUGGCGGCCCAUCCCAAAACGGAGCGCAAGAUGGUAAUACUCUUGAUAUCGCUCGCCCAUCACAGUUGGUUUCAAGUCCUCUGUUUUACCAGUCAUCCCCUGCGAAUGGGAACGACAGAAACUCUCCCGCUUUAAGACAUAAUACCGAUAGCCAGAGCACCAUCCCCAACCCCGAUGCUGCACCUAGCUCACCGUUACGCCGUAUGGGAGAAAGUGACGGCGAUCGCACACCAAGGGCUAGAUCACUUAUGGGUGAAUCAUCGCCUAUUCGAUACGAACCGAGCUCGAGUCCUGGCCGUGGUUUGCACCCGCAAUCUGAUCUUCGAAGCGAGAGUAGUAACUUAUUUGUCGGUUCCUCUGAUACCCCACGUGCCAACAGGGUAAACCGAAGAGGUGAUAUAAACUCGGAAAUUUUCAGCAGUAGCGCUCGAGGCAACAGCCGCGUCAUCUUAGACGAUGCCGGGCGUGUGGUUCGAGAAAUUCAUUCUGAUGCGGCAACAUUCUCCAACUUGAACCCUAACACCUCCGAUGCUGAUGCUCUGGGCGGUCAAGACAAUGCAACUAUCUGGGGUACUACAGUGUCUAUUGACGACACAUAUGCUGCAUUUAAGGACUUCUUACGCAAUUUCACUAAGAAGUAUCGCAUGUGGGGUUCAGGAAUGACAACCGAACAGACAGACGCUGAUCCCGAAUCAACCUCCAAACCGUAUUGGGAGGAGCUUCAAAACAUGCUGCUCCUCGGCCAACGAAUCCUCUACGUCAACAUCCAAGACUUCAAAUUAUAUCCGCCUACUAGGAAAAUGUGGCACCAAAUCCAGCAUUAUCCUCAGGAAAUUGUACCGCUUAUGGACCAGUCUGUCCACGACCUUAUGAUCGAGCUCGCACAGGCAGAGACGGCGCGCCAAAGGAGCCAGAGUAAUGGGGCAUCGGCAACCCAACGUAGCGGUGUUCCCAGUUCCGACAUGCAAGUCCCGAGUUCAGAGCGAAGUGAGGAACCCCAGCAGUCUCAGCCGCGUCCGCAGGGUCCUACCUUGGAAGAGAAGGUUAUGGAUCAAACCUAUAUGACCCGGCCCUAUGGAUUAGACGAAGUCAUCAAUUUGCGCGCUCUUAAUCCUUCCGAUAUGGACAAGCUCAUCUGUGUUAAGGGUCUCGUAAUCCGGACAACACCCGUCAUCCCGGAUAUGAAGCAAGCCUUUUUUAGGUGUAGUGUCUGUAGCCACUCUCUUCUAGUAGGCUUAGACCGAGGCAAGAUUCGAGAGCCUACCGAAUGCCCGCGAUAUCUAUGCAACUCGAAGAAUUCUAUGCAGAUCAUCCACAACAGGUGCGAGUUUGAGGACAAGCAAGUUAUCAAGCUACAAGAAACGCCCGAUGAGGUACCCGCCGGACAGACGCCACACUCGGUGUCAGUUUGUGUUUAUAACGAGUUGGUAGAUUUCUGUAAGGCUGGUGACCGCAUCAAGAUCACAGGUAUCUACCGUGUUAGCCCGGUUAGGGUUAACCCGCGCCAGCGCUCUGUCAAGAGCAUAUUCAAGACCUUUGUUGAUGUCGUCCACGUCGCCAAGGUCGAUAAUAAGAAAAUGGAUAUAGACAUAUCCAUCCUCGACGAUGGAGCUAACGAUGAGGAGAACAAUAUCGAAGAGACCCGGAACAUUAGCCCCGAGGAAGAGGAGAAGAUCAAGGCUACGGCCGCCCGUCCGGAUAUUUAUGAACUUCUCGCCCGGUCACUAGCUCCAUCUGUCUACGAAAUGGACGAUGUAAAGAAGGGCAUUCUCCUCCAAAUGUUUGGAGGAACAAACAAAACAUUCGAGAAAGGCGGUAGCCCGAAAUAUCGAGGUGAUAUUAACGUCUUACUAUGCGGUGACCCAUCGACAUCAAAGUCUCAGCUACUCAAAUACAUCCACAAGAUCGCCCCUCGCGGCGUUUACACUAGCGGCAAAGGAUCUUCUGCGGUCGGUCUUACGGCGUACGUCAGUCGUGACCCUGAGACUAGGCAACUCGUGCUCGAAUCUGGUGCUUUGGUCUUGUCUGAUGGUGGCGUCUGUUGUAUUGACGAGUUUGACAAGAUGUCCGAUUCUACACGUUCUGUUCUUCAUGAAGUCAUGGAGCAGCAGACAGUUUCAGUAGCCAAAGCCGGUAUCAUUACUACGUUGAAUGCUAGGACGAGUAUUUUGGCAUCGGCCAAUCCAAUCGGGUCUCGAUACAACCCCGACCUGCCUGUUCCGCAAAAUAUUGAUUUACCACCAACACUAUUAUCGCGAUUUGACCUUGUUUACUUGAUCCUCGAUCGUGUUAACGAGUCAGCCGACCGUAGAUUAGCGCGACAUUUACUUUCCAUGUAUUUGGAAGAUACUCCACAAUCUGCUCCCUCAAGCAAUGAGAUAUUGCCUGUGGAGUUCUUAACGUCCUACAUCUCGUACGCCCGUACUCACGUCCACCCGACGUUAACGCAAGAUGCUUCGCAGGCACUUGUGGAUGCGUACGUGAAUAUGCGCAAAUUAGGACAAGAUGUUCGCGCAGCAGAAAAACGUAUUACUGCUACAACGCGUCAGCUUGAGUCGAUGAUCCGCCUCGCUGAAGCACACGCCAAAAUGCGACUCUCAACGACUGUGACAAAAGCUGAUGUCCUCGAAGCCGAGCGACUUAUUCAGUCGGCGUUGAAGACUGCAGCGACAGAUUCUCAGGGUCGCAUCGAUAUGAGUCUUCUCACAGAAGGCACCAGUGCUGCAGAGCGAAAACGCAAGGGCGAGCUGAAGGAAGCCAUCCUACGUCUUCUAGAUGAGUUGACUAGUGGUGGGCAGAAUGUGCGGUGGAGUGAAGUUAGCAGACGUCUAAACGAAGGGGCGAGUGUUCCUAUUGAACCUGCGGAUUUUGCCGAGACAAUGAGAGCGCUCGAAAUGGAGGGAUCUAUCAUGAUUAGUGGCGACGGUGCGAGGAGGAGCGUGAGACGCGUCACUGGUGUUGCGUGAACUUGGUAGGGGAGGAUGUUAAGACUCAAGAGGGAUAAAUAUUCCCAGUCUGAUAUUUUAGUAGUGGGGUUGAUAUAGUUGAGCAUAUUAAUAUGCCUAUACCCACUGGUGUUUUCAACGGUGAAUAAGUGUUUUGAAAAUUGGGUAUGAGAUACGGACUGACGGGCUAGCAAACGAGUUAAUGAAGGUGUAUAUUAAAAAUACCUACGUCAUGGCACGAUGGACACGGU